Solanum tuberosum (potato) is the source of this 483-nucleotide messenger RNA. RefSeq lists its product as uncharacterized. The coding region runs from base 1 to 483 and encodes 160 amino acids. The transcript is spliced from 2 exons. The record is from RefSeq and is a predicted model, not a curated record. Gene Ontology annotation, biological process: DNA integration. NCBI's taxonomy places the organism in Eukaryota, Viridiplantae, Streptophyta, Magnoliopsida, Solanales, Solanaceae. Gene Ontology annotation, molecular function: nucleic acid binding.
AUGGCUUUACAUAACAACGAAGGAAGGACUGUUACCAAGUUCUUAAAGAGGUACAUUUUCAAAAGGUUUGGCACACCAAGGGCUAUUAUAAGUGAUGGUAGCUCCCAUUUCUGUGAUAGUCAAUUUGAAAAACUUUUAUCCAAGUAUGGGGUGAAAUACAAGUUUUCUACACCAUACCACCCGCAAACUAGUGGACAAGUUGAGGUGUAUAACAGAGAAAUCAAGAAUAUAUUGGCAAAAAUAGUGAAUGACAACCGCACAGAUUGGUCUAGCAAGCUUGAAGAUGGAAUGGCCAAUGUACUGGCCAAUGACUUGAUUAGGAAGUCUUCUAGUAUGGGGAGUCUUGCUACUAUCAGUGUUGGUGAGAUACUGUUUGCUAGAUAUGUUCAUAGAUUAGCCAACAAUCGUAUUCAAUUGAAGAUUUCUGAGGAGAGUGAUGGUUUGAUUGCUUUCGUGGAGGCUCGGUUUUCCUUAGUUGAGUAG